Molecule: messenger RNA, 1137 nt
Organism: Penicillium crustosum
Lineage: Eukaryota; Fungi; Ascomycota; Eurotiomycetes; Eurotiales; Aspergillaceae
Product: pyridoxamine-phosphate oxidase PDX3
Exons: 3
Coding region: 1-1137 (378 amino acids)
Biological process (GO): pyridoxine biosynthetic process
Molecular function (GO): FMN binding; pyridoxamine phosphate oxidase activity
Source: RefSeq, a predicted model, not a curated record
AUGCAGACCCGGUUACCCUUCACUUUCCGUUUAACCGUUGACUCAUUCCUCCGCACCGUUCCCCGCCAACCCCGCCAACUUCGAUAUUCCACAACCAACCAACCCAGCAAUCGCAAACCAGCAAUGGACCACGAACAUCAUACAGACGCUCAUCGGCGCCCGAAGAAGCUAAUCUUCGCACCAGGCGACAUUGCACCAAACUCCAAUGAACCAACCCCAGAACCACAACCCCAAGCAAUCCCCGCCCCAACAACCACCCUAGAAGCCCUCCGCACGUCAACUUCAACCCCAAACUCCACAACGGAAACCGAAGUCCUCUCGAACGCCGCACGCGCCCACCAAUUCGGCACAAACCCACCAUUAACAAUCUCUCAAAUCCACGGCACAAACCCACUCCACCAAUUCAACACCUGGUUCCGCGACCCCCGCCUCCCAGCCUCCUCCGCGCCAGAGACAUGCACUCUAUCAACAGCCUCGCUCCCCUCAGGCCGCGUCAGCGCGCGCGUCGUAUACCUCAAAGAACUCGACGAGCGUGGCUGGGUUGUCUACAGUAACUGGGGUAGUCGUGAAGGCAAAGGCGGACAAGUUUUCGGAGGCGCGAGUGGUGAUACGCUAGAUGCCAUGCCGGAACCGGACUCGGACUCGGAACAAGCUACCAUCACGGCGGAGGUCGGGUCUGGAAAUAAAUGGGGCGCACUGACGUUUAGCUGGGCGAGUGUUGAGCGGCAGGUUAGGGUUGAGGGGUUGCUUGAGCCGCUGAGCAGGGAGGAGAGUGAGUUGUAUUGGCGGACGCGUGAGCGGGGCAGUCGUAUUGGGGGAUGGGCCAGUUGGCAGAGUCGGGUUUUGUGGGCUGCGGAGCCUGAGCAGAUGGCGGAGAAUCAGAGGAGGAAGAGUGUGCUGACGGAUGUUGAGGAUGGGAGGGCAUUGUUGGAGGCUAAGGUUAAGGAGAUGGAGGAGAGGUUUGCGGGUGUUGAGGAUAUUCCCUUGCCGCCGUUUUGGGGUGGUGUUAGGCUUGUGCCGGAGUCUGUGGAGUUCUGGCAGGGACGUCGGAGUCGCUUGCAUGAUCGGUUCCGAUAUGUGCGUGUUGAGGGGCAGGGCGAGGAUGCUAAGUGGCGGGUUCAGAGGUUGUCGCCAUAG